AUGUCCAUGCGCUUCUCUUCCGCAUCCCGACGCCUGGGCUCCUGUGGCGGAGCGGGCUCUAGUGUGCCAGGCUUUGGCAGUGGCUUCUCCUGCGCCUUUGGAGGCAGCUCAGCUGUGGGAAGCUAUGGCGGAGGCCUGGGUGGGAGCAGUGCUUCUUGCGUCACUUAUGCCAGCAGUGAAAAUGGCCUCCUCUCUGGCAACGGAAAGGUGACCAUGCAGAACCUCAACGACCGCCUGGCCUCCUACCUGGACAACGUGCGAGCUCUGGAGGAGGCCAACGCUGAGCUGGAGGUGAAGAUCAAGGGCUGGUAUGAGAAGUUUGGCCCUGGCUCCUGCCGUGGUCUGGAUCAUGACUACAGCCGGUACUUCUCCAUCAUUGAUGACCUCGGGAACCAGAUCAUUUCUGCAACCACAGGCAAUGCCAAUGUGGUUCUACAAAAUGACAACGCCAGACUGACUGCUGAUGACUUCCGACUGAAGUAUGAGAAUGAGCUGGCCCUCCAUCAGAGCGUGGAGGCGGACAUCAACGGGCUUCGCAGGGUCUUGGAUGAGCUGACAUUGUGCCGGACAGACCUGGAGAUCCAGCUGGAGACCCUGACUGAGGAGCUGGCCUACCUCAAGAAGAAUCAUGAGGAGGAAAUGAAGGCGCUGCAGUGCGCGGCCGGAGGCAACGUGAACGUGGAGAUGAACGCGGCCCCUGGUGUGGACCUCACAUUGAUGCUAAACAACAUGCGAGCCGAGUACGAAGCGCUGGCCGAGAACAACCGCAGGGACGCCGAGGCCUGGUUCAAUGAGAAGAGCGCAUCGCUGCAGCAGCAGAUCUCCGACGAUGCGGGCGCCACCACCUCGGCACGCAACGAGCUGACGGAGAUGAAGCGGACCCUACAGACCCUGGAGAUUGAACUGCAGUCUCUUCUGGCCACAAAACACUCGCUGGAGUGCUCGCUCACAGAGACCGAGGGCAACUACUGCACGCAGCUCGCACAGAUCCAGGCGCAGAUCGGGGCCCUGGAGGAGCAGCUGCACCAGGUCCGCACUGAGACCGAGGGCCAGAAACUCGAGUACGAGCAGCUCCUGGACGUCAAGGUCCACCUGGAGAAGGAAAUUGACACCUACUGCCGCCUGAUCGAUGGAGAGGAUGGUUCUUGUUCCAGAUCAAAAGGUUACAGAGAACCAGGAAGUCAGAUCAAAGACACACCGAAAAGCAGCAUUGUGAAGACCGUCGUGGAAGAGAUAGAUCCUCGUGGCAAAGUCAUCUCAUCUAGAGUUCAUACAGUGGAAGAGAAGUCCCCCAAAGUCAACAGCAAGAGCGAACCACGAGUGUCUUCCUGA
This is a messenger RNA of Ochotona curzoniae (black-lipped pika), 1332 nucleotides long. RefSeq names its product keratin, type I cytoskeletal 27. Lineage: Eukaryota; Metazoa; Chordata; Mammalia; Lagomorpha; Ochotonidae. The record is from RefSeq and is a predicted model, not a curated record. The coding region runs from base 1 to 1332 and encodes 443 amino acids. Gene Ontology annotation, molecular function: structural molecule activity. Gene Ontology annotation, biological process: hair follicle morphogenesis; intermediate filament organization. The transcript is spliced from 8 exons.